Nerophis lumbriciformis (worm pipefish) is the source of this 3987-nucleotide messenger RNA. RefSeq names its product FHF complex subunit HOOK-interacting protein 1A-like. The record is from RefSeq and is a predicted model, not a curated record. NCBI's taxonomy places the organism in Eukaryota, Metazoa, Chordata, Actinopteri, Syngnathiformes, Syngnathidae.
UUCCAACCAAGGACAUACUACAUACAGUGGCAUUCAGUUUUAAGAUAAACAAAAAGAGACAUUUUGUAUGUAUGUGUUUGUUUACUAUUUAGGGAGGACAGAGAAGAAAGUGAUUAAAAACACUCUCCAAUGACGCAAAUGUGCCGUAAGAUUCUGCUGGGGGCGGGCUGUAGUAACUCGUGUGGGCGUGGCCAUGUGUUACCUACCGGUGAUUGACACCCGGGCGGUUUAAAGUCUCAAGAGUUGAGCUGCGCUCACAAACUGACCGGACGUCACUCCAGCGUUUUUUGGUCCAUCUAUUAGGCUUCCAUAUCACCAAGGUCUGAGUGUGUGUGUCUCUCACAGGAGGACCGGCGGGUGCAUGUUGCCUUGCAGGGGCUGUCUUUAAGGAUUUGUUGGAGUUGGGAAUUCACGGAAUGUCCUGGAACACCCUGGGCUGAUCGCUGAUUGGUCGAAAAAACUCCCACUCACUAACACACUCCAAUGUUCAGCAGCGAUCCAGGGACGGAUUCCGCCUCCAUCACCAAGAACAUGCUGCAGUCGUCUGAGCUCAGGUCAGGAUGAUGGCCUCCGCCGUUGCCGCGGGCGACCGCAGCAGGUCGCUGACGCUGCAAGGAGUGGACCCGGAAACAUGCAUGAUUGUGUUUAAGAACCACUGGGCGCAGGUUGUAAAAAUCCUGGAAAAACACGAACCAGGUCGCGCCGGCGCCAGUGCGCUGAGUUUCCUCUCUGGCCACGUGGGCAGUGGCGGCCUGCGCCUCAGAUCCAUCCCGCCUGAUGAGGCCAGCGCCGUCCAGAACUACGUGGAGCACAUGCUCUUCCUGCUGAUGGAGGAGGAGGCCGGCCAAGGAGGAGCGAUGGGGCCCAUUUUGGAGUUUGUGGUUCUGGAGGGCGUGAUGGAGCGUCUGUUCCUGUGGAGCUUGAGAAGACAGUUCACAGAGGACAUGAAACUGGAGCAGCUCAGGAUGUACCAGAUGCUCCUCACACAGGCCCGCCAGCCUCUUCUGCACCACAAGCCCAUUCUAAGGCCGCUUAUGACCCUGCUGGCUUCCUGUGCCGGUACCGGAGCAGACAGCGGCAGCCGCGUGGAGGCGGAGCUGAUCCUCUUGCUGAACCAGCUGUGCGUGGCACUGGUCAAGGACUCCUCGGUACUGGAACUGUUCUUCCACACCAGCGAGGACCAGGGCGCUGCCAACUUCUUGCUCUUCUCCCUGCUUAUCCCGUACACGCACAGGCAAGGUCCAGUGGGUCAGCAGGCGAGAGAAGCUCUGCUGCUCAUAAUGUCACUUUCGUCCUCCGAGUCUCGUGUCGCACAGCACAUUGCCCAGAACACGUACUUCUGCCCUGUUCUGGCCACAGGUCUUUCUGGUCUCUACUCCUCCCUGCCGGCCAGGUUGCAGGUUUACAGUGAAGAUUGGAACUGUCUGGACCAGGCCGACUGGCAACAGGUUCCUGCUCUUGUCCACUUCCUGCACUCGCUGGGCUUCUGCAGCGCCGUCACGAGCGUGUCUCAUCCUUCUAUUCGCUCCCAGCUGCUGAGUUACAUCCACAAUGGCUUCCUGGUUCCUGUGCUGGCUCCCGCGCUGCACAAGCUGACGGUGGAGGAGGUCAUGACCACCACAGCCUACCUGGACUUGUUCCUACGCACUAUCUCAGAGCCCGCCCUCCUACAGACCUUCCUGUCUUUCAUCCUGCUGCAUACACACGACAACGUGCACAUCCUGGACACGCUGGUCAGCAGAGUAAACACACCUUUUCAGCUAGGCACGGUGUCGCUGGCACUCUUCAGGACUCUGAUUGGCCUCUUCUGUGAGGACGUGAUGCUGCAGCUGGUUUUCAGGUUCUUGAUCCCCUGCAGCCACCUGAGCAAGAAGCAGAGCUUCUCCUUAAAGUGCACUGACUGGUGCUCCUCCAGCGCUGCGUCGUUCCUGCUCCUGCUGCCCUCCUGGUGUCCUGUUGGCCCGCCAAACAUGCUUCGAGCCAGUGAGCACAUCCGCUGGUCCAAAGGAGCAGACACGUUUGCGGCCGACAGCGUCGGUUACUGGCGAGGUUUGGACUUCCUGAUGGACGUCAACUACCUCCACUACCUCUCGGACGCCCGACAGGCCAUUGCCACUUCCUACAGGGCAUGUCAACGCUGGUCGGCGCCUUAUGAUGGCGACGAACCAGAAGUAGACCGAUCUGGCACGUCAGGGGAUGAGGAGGACAAUAUGAUACCGCGACUCAAGGGUGUAACUCCUCCCCCCUCAGGUGCUUCCCCCACUCUCUCCUCCGUGGACGCUGUCUUCGCUACUAACCAAGAAGGAAGAAGCUCGGUAUUGGAGCUGGAGUGGGACGACAUUUUUGCAGAUGACAAUGCUUCCUUAUCGGCGGCGCUCGCAAACAGCAUGGAGGUUGGGGGCUCCGCCCCUUUACGCACGCCUCCUCCUCGACACAUACAAGACAUGCGCCGCAGCGCUGCCAAGCUGGUGCACGGCGCUUACGUGGAGGAAAGCGAAUUUGAGGAGGAUGUUCUGGUCUAUGAUCUCGUCGCCCAGAAAGACGCCAAGGUUGCCAUCUUGGAACGUAUGAUGGCAGCAAAUCGGCGAGCACGUGGAGGUUUCUCUUUCACGCCAACAGGAAGGACUGUCCACGAAACAGUUAACGAUAUCAUGACGUCACGGAGGACCAGUGAGGAUGGAGGGAAGGAGGAAAGGAGGAGUGAGGAUAACGCAAAGGAAGCAAGGAAGGGAAGCAAGAACUUGGGGAAAGAAGAAGCAGAGGACGGGCAGCUGAUUCUCACCAAUGGCAAUCACAACAUGGAACAGAGUGACGAUCAUGACGAUGAUAGCUGCCAGUCACAUGACGCCUUGUUGACAAACACAGGCUCAACACAUAAGCUGCACAAUCUGUCUGACAACAAUAGCAACUUCCUGUCCCAGUACUACGAGCUAAUGCGAUCUUUAGGGGUGGAGCCAGAGUGUGACAACUUCCUGGACAUCAGCGCCUUCAGGAGGCGUGUUCAGGGGCUGACGCAAAGACUGGAAGAGGAGGAGGAGCCAUGUCGGGACUUUAGUUUGAUCUCCGGAAAGGGAGAAGAGAAUGAGAAAGAAGAGGAGGAAGACAGGGGGAAACCCAUCAUUCCGUUUACAGAACAUCAUGAUGCCUCAGGUCCCUUCAUCAGUGUUCUGUUGUCCCGCUUGGAGAACCUUUUGGAGAACUCCAUCGCAGUCAACUUGCUGGUGACAGGGCUCCUUGCUCAGCUGGCGUCGUACCCACAACCACUGCUGAAAACAUUCCUGCUCGCCACACAAACACACCAGCAGGCUGGCGUGCGCACACUGCACCAGGUGCUGGUGUCACUUAAAGGCCAAAUCGAGCGCUACAUCCAAGGGCGACCAGAGUAUCCCUCCUUGGUGACGCAGGCUUGGAGGUUCUUGUUGGCUAAAGACCAAGAUAACAAGGACCGAGAGAACCUGCUGUUUGAGGGAGACGACAUUCUGGAGCAUUCUCUUCCCAACGGCUCUGUGAGGAACGUGCUCUCAGCGCCCCCCAUUUGUCUCCUGCCACCCUGCCCCACCAUCCCGCCUCAGGACAAGAGCAGAGUGUUUGCAAUUGUCUUGUACGCAGAGUUUCUCAAAGAGCUGGCCGCAAUCGCCCUGGAGCAUAGCGUUGCUCCCGAGUCGACCGCAGAGGAGUAGACAAGAGAAGACAAAAUAAUUAUGUAUUUGUCCUUUUAUUUAUUUAAACGUCCUGAGAGCACUUGAAUUGAUGUAAGCCCUAUUUUUUUAGGAAAUACAAAAACUUCAUGAAACUUUUGUUUACACAAACCCCCCACACACACCCACACUUUUUCAGCUGUCUAUUCUACUACACUACUGGAUGCUGCAUCGCCAUGGUAACAAGACUGGAUGACCAAUCGAGUGCUGCUACCUAUUGGUGACACUUCUUUCAUGGAAUCUUGGCAGAUAAAAUGAUUGCAAGAUGAAUUACUAUUAAACAUGACAC